Mesorhabditis spiculigera is the source of this 2160-nucleotide messenger RNA. The record is from the annotation of a GenBank genome assembly. NCBI's taxonomy places the organism in Eukaryota, Metazoa, Nematoda, Chromadorea, Rhabditida, Rhabditidae.
AUGGCGGACGGUACGUUGCUAUUCUUUUACAACCAAAUGAUAACUACAAUAAAAUACGAUGAUGCAGCCCUUCCAGAUAAACGCCGCAAUGUUCUUCGCAUGUUCGCCACGCACCUGAAAGGCGCGAAGGCGCGGCAACAGGGAGCAGCGGGAGUUGCGCUGCCGCCUUCCCCAUCGGCGCCGGCAAGUCCCAUCGCGGCUUCACCGGCUGGCGCGCCACCCGGCUCGCUGCGGAAAAAGAAGCGCUUCGGGAAAGAUGUGGACAAAACGGAAGGGGAUGAUUCGCCUCGCCGCAAGAUUUCCGGCAACAAAAGCAAGGAGCACAUCUCGACGAAACAGGACAAAUCCGGCGCCCGCAACCAGCAAAAUGCCCAGAAGUAUGGUCAAUCGCCAAAGGGCUCGACGGUUGAGGCCCGGAAGGCUGGCACUGCACCGAUGGCACGAUCUUUGCCCCCACGCAGCGGCUCGACCACAGAGCAAGAAUCCGACGACAUCGACUCGGGCUCAAUGAGGCUGGACGUCAACGAGGCAUUACUACCAAAAAGCCGCGAGACGCUCUCUCUCUCGGCGGAGGAGAGCCCAAGUGCCGUCCGGCCAGAACCCAAGUUGCCGGAUCCUGUCAAGCCGGCCGUCCGCAAAAGCGGCGAUGCUGGCGGGAUGUUCUUCUCCUUCUUCCGCGGCAAAACCAAGCCGAUCCCCGCUCCGCAGCCGAUCCCGGUCCCGAAGCCGUCCCCCGUUCGCCGGAUACCGAGGGCCAAAAUUGUGCUGAAAGCUGCGGAUCCGCCGCCUCAACGCGAGGCUGCCUCGCCGAUAGCGCGGAAGAUGCAGUCCAAAUUGCGUCCUACUUCAAAUAUCAAGGCUCGGGCUUGGGGCUACGAUGGAGUCAAGAAAGUGCACGAGGUGAAGGACGAGGAGGCCGAGCAGAUUACCGAGUUUGAGGAAGUGCAAGGCGCUCGUCCAGCCCAGUGUGGGCAACGGAAGCCCAUGAAAUUGCGUUGGAAGGGCUUUGAGGCGCUCGAAAAAACCACGAAGAAGGGGGCCGAGCCUGCAAAAGAAAAGUCGCAGAACAAGGAGCGCAAACCGCGCAUCCAGCCCGAAGAGCGUCCACCACCUGCCGUUCCCGAGAAGUCGCGUGCGGUCAAGCCGAAGAAAGUGGACGUCGCGGCGGAGAAGGAGAAAGAGAAAGACAAGGAGAAAGAGCGAGAGAAGGAAAAGGAAAAGGAAAAGGAGAAAGGGAAGGAGAAGGAGAAGGAGAAAGAGAAGGAAAAGGAGAAGGAGAAAGAGAAAGAGAAAGAAAAGGAAAAGGAGAAACCGACGCCGACCGAGGAAAAGAAGAAGAAAGAAGAAGAAGACAAGAAAGUCGAGGACGAUGCCCAGAAGCUGUACGAAUCGCCAAAUGCCCCAACGAUCGCAGACGCAGUGACCGCGCCGGUUCUGCCCCCGACGGUCGCUGUCGCUGCAGAUGAUCCAUCGAAAGACUUACCAGCUGCCGUCGCCCCCAGUGGAUCCUCCGUGGCUGCGUCGGCCGCUUCCGCCUCCAGCACAACGGCCGUCGAUGAAGAGCACAGGGCGCUGAUCAACACUGCCACCAAAUUCAUGCACAUCUGCAAGCGGAACAACAUCAUGGAGAACCUGUUGCUGUCACGUCAGGAGGAGAAGCUCCGCGCGUUCUUUGGAGCUGACAUGAAGCCGGAGCUAUGCACCCCUGAGGUGCUCGAUCUCAUCGAGAAGGGCCUGGAGCGGAUGCUCGACAUCAUCCUCUUCAAGGGCGAUGAAUUGGAUGUCCCGAUCGACAAUGAAAUUCGCUGGUUCAUCAUCAACCGCACCGUGGCAAAGCAGGCAAUCAUGGAGGUGAUGCUCACUCAGCAGCAUCUGGUCCCCUUCUCCUGGGGAGGCAAGCAGCUUAACGACGCUGCCGCCGCUGCUCUCCCAGCUGGCAACGAAUGGACGGGCGUCGUGCAACAGCUUGCGGAGCCUCGCGAAAAUCGCUACAAGGCUAAGCCACCCCAGGAAGCUCCCAAGGAUGGCAAAGACACCAAGCCCAAGCAGCCGGAUACCAGCAACAAGACGCAGAAGGGUCGGAAGGCCAACUCGAAAGAGGUCGCCAAAGUGCCGAAGUCGCCAUCGAAGACCCCAUCCGUCUACAUUCCUCAUUACAAA